Messenger RNA from Mobula hypostoma (lesser devil ray), 1613 nucleotides. RefSeq lists its product as uncharacterized. The transcript has 9 exons. Bases 33 to 932 code for a protein of 299 amino acids. Lineage: Eukaryota; Metazoa; Chordata; Chondrichthyes; Myliobatiformes; Myliobatidae. The record is from RefSeq and is a predicted model, not a curated record.
UCACAUGCUUACACCGAAAUCGUUCCUCUUGAAUGAGAAUGGAGACAGCAGGACCCUCUUUAGUGGACCAGAUGACCAGGCUGAAACUAAAACUGCUGGAAAAGAAACUGGAGAAUGAACGGGAAAUCUUGGAUGGCCACUCAGACACAGCAGAAUCCACUGCACGGAGUUUUGAUGGACAGGGAGAUGCACUGCACAACGCGCUAAAGCGGAAAAAAGGCUUGCUCCAAAAACUAAGGGAGCAGCACAUGCUGGAUGAGUCCUCGAGGCCCCACACCUGGGGAGGGACCCGGAGACGAUACCCUCGCCUGGAACCCAUUCAGCAGGCUCCACCGAUUCACGUCUACCACCAGCCCCUGUCGGAGCAGCCUCGGAUCAUCCAACACCCGUACCCCCAGCAGCCGCCAACGAUCAUACAGCAGCUACCGCCGCAACAGCCGCUCAUCACGCAGAUCCCGCCCCCGCAGGCCCUGCCUCCAAUCAGGUCCGGCAGCAUCAAGGAGGAUAUGGUUGAACUGAUGUUAAUGCAAAAUGCCCAAAUGCAUCAGAUCAUUAUGCAUAAUAUGAUGCUGAAGGCAUUGCCUCCGAUGGCAUAUUCCCAACCUGGAGCUUCUUCUGCCAAUCCUGCGGUCUCCCAUGGACAGGAUAUUCACUCAGCUGUGCCACUUGUAAUGAAAGCAGAGAAGUCUCGUCCAUCUUCAGUGCACCAUCAUCAUCACUACUCUUCCCAAGGGCAACCCACAGCACAUCCACCUUCUCUCCCGCCAAUAGGACACCCACUGUGGGCAUCAAUGCUACCUUCCCACCCCGUGGCACAUCACAACAACCUGCAACCUUCAGUCCAACACAUGAUGGGUCCCACAGUGACACUUCCUGCCUUACAAACGGAGUUAGCGGAUGGGAAUUCCUCCCGGAUGCCUCCUGGGUUAUAAGUGCAGAAUGAUACCAACCUGAAGAUUUGAUGAAAGCAAAAUAGAGAACUCGAUUGCAGCAUUAGAGACUCCUGAAAAUUAAUUCUCACCACCCUACACUCCCUUUUUAGAUCACACACUCACAACUUGGUGCUCAUUUCUAUUUGCCACUUUGAUCAAUAUCAGAAUAAAACCUAUCUGGUGUCUGGUUCAUUGAUAAUGAUGGAUCUACUGCAGGGAUUCUGAAGUUCUCCUUACUUUGAGUCUGCAGCUAAAGCAGAAACGUUGAGAAGUGUUUGACUUCCAGGGUCGAGUAUGGAGUGAGUCGGUGCAUGUGGGUGUGGCUCCCGAUUUUUAUUGAAAAUCUACCUGUUUAUCUUUGCCGUAUGCUCGAGAUAACUGAAUAUUGACCAUUGUGAACAACGCGGGACAUAGCUGGACAUUGAAAUGGCAAGUAGAAUGUACCUUCGAAGUAAAACUGGGGAAAAAGAUAGCGAAGCCUCGAGCAAGAAGGCGGAUGUUACAGUAAUGGCGCCGUUGCACGCUGCUGGAGCUGGACCCGGACCUGCCCUACCCGAUGACUUGCAGAGGCUUCGUUUAGUACUUAUUACUGACAUCACGCAAGCGGUGCAUUCUGCCCUAAAAACAGAACUUGAAGAUGCUUUAUCACCAGUGAAUGCUGCCAUGGAACAAAUUAUGUCU